AGCGCGGCCCUCCCCUCUUCCUCUGGCGUCGGUUCCGUUCACACAGCUCUCUCUCCGCUGCCGCCGCUCCUCCCCGCCGCUCUCGCCCGUCUGCGCUCCGGGCCGCUCGGGCGUUUUCUCUCUGCCUUAAAGUCGGGUGUCUUUUAUGAAUAAUCAAAAGCCGCAGAAGCCGACACUAUCGGGCCAGCGUUUUAAAACCAGAAAAAGAGAUGAAAAAGAGAGGUUUGACCCUACUCAGUUCCAGGACUGUAUUAUUCAAGGUCUAAGUGAAACUGGCACUGACUUGGAAGCAGUAGCGAAGUUUCUUGAUGCUUCUGGUGCAAAACUUGACUAUCGCCGCUAUGCAGAAACACUUUUUGACAUCCUGGUGGCUGGUGGAAUGCUGGCCCCAGGUGGUACCCUGGCAGACGACAUGACACGCACAAACGUCUGUGUAUUUGCAGCACAGGAAGACCUAGAAACCAUGCAAGCAUUUGCUCAGGUUUUUAACAAGCUCAUCAGGCGUUACAAAUACCUGGAGAAAGGCUUUGAGGAUGAAGUCAAAAAGUUGCUGCUGUUCCUGAAAGGGUUCUCAGAAUCUGAGCGGAACAAACUGGCCAUGCUGACGGGUAUUCUGCUGGCCAAUGGGACGCUGAAUGCAUCGAUUCUCAACAGUCUUUACAAUGAGAACUUGGUUAAAGAAGGUGUUUCUGCAGCUUUUGCAGUCAAGCUGUUCAAAUCAUGGAUAAACGAGAAAGAUAUUAAUGCAGUGGCUGUCAGUCUUCGCAAAGUAAACAUGGAUAAUAGGCUGAUGGAACUCUUCCCAGCCAACAAACAAAGUGUUGAACACUUCUCCAAGUACUUCACUGAAGCAGGACUAAAAGAACUUUCUGAGUAUGUUCGGAACCAGCAAUCCAUAGGAGCUCGGAAGGAGCUGCAAAAGGAACUGCAGGAGCAGAUGUCACGGGGAGAUCCGUUCAAGGAUAUCAUCUUGUACGUGAAGGAGGAGAUGAAGAAAAACAACAUCUCGGAACAGACUGUGGUAACCAUAAUCUGGUCAAGUGUAAUGAGCACGGUGGAAUGGAACAAAAAAGAGGAGCUGGUAGCAGAGCAAGCCAUUAAGCAUUUGAAGCAAUACAGCCCUCUACUUGCUGCCUUCACCACCCAAGGUCAGUCAGAGCUGACUCUUCUGUUGAAGAUUCAGGAGUAUUGUUAUGACAACAUUCACUUCAUGAAGGCCUUCCAGAAAAUAGUGGUGCUCUUCUAUAAAGCUGAAGUUCUGAGUGAAGAACCCAUCUUGAAGUGGUACAAAGAUGCACAUCUUGCUAAAGGAAAGAGUGUUUUUCUGGAGCAGAUGAAAAAGUUUGUUGAAUGGCUCAAGAAUGCUGAAGAAGAGUCGGAGUCUGAAGCUGAAGAAGGUGACUGACCUGUGAAACUCUGUCCUCAGUAAAGCAAACAGGAGCUGUAGAUAAGCAUCAUGUCUCAUGUGUCCUUCUGAUUCUUACAUCCUACCUCCCUGUAUCAAGCAUGAUAUAAGGGCUCUCAUGGCAAUUUAUUUUAACUGUUUUCUAUAGUUACUGAAAUACUGGAUUUAGUUUUUAAAACCAUGUUCAAGUAGCUUACUGGAGCUGUUAUAGAUUUGACUCUAACCUGCAUUUGUCCUUUCAGUUACCUUCUACCUCCUGUAUUUUCUACUGUAAUAAUGUCAUUUAAGGCCUUCCACAGUUAAAUCCACCUUACCCCUUGGGAUUUCUAUCUGUAUUGGAGUAGAUGUGAUAUGGUGAAUGAGACAGGGCAGUUCUGCUUGCAAAUUAAACUGUAAAAAGCCUCCAAGUGAA
This is a messenger RNA of Empidonax traillii (willow flycatcher), 1817 nucleotides long. RefSeq names its product basic leucine zipper and W2 domains 1 (gene BZW1). Gene Ontology annotation, molecular function: protein binding. Gene Ontology annotation, cellular component: membrane; cytoplasm. NCBI's taxonomy places the organism in Eukaryota, Metazoa, Chordata, Aves, Passeriformes, Tyrannidae. Bases 146 to 1405 code for a protein of 419 amino acids. The record is from RefSeq and is a predicted model, not a curated record. The transcript has 12 exons.